Epinephelus lanceolatus (giant grouper) is the source of this 1881-nucleotide messenger RNA. RefSeq lists its product as uncharacterized. NCBI's taxonomy places the organism in Eukaryota, Metazoa, Chordata, Actinopteri, Perciformes, Serranidae. The record is from RefSeq and is a predicted model, not a curated record.
GCAGGUAGAGCAGGUUACACGUACAGUAAACACGGUCACACUGCGGGACGGUGCCCGAGGAGUCGACGCGUGCACGGCUGGAGACAUACCUGGAAUGAGCAAAAAGUGACCCUCAUUGAUCCAGACUUUAUUUAUACUCUCUGCCAUGAUGAAGCUCGCGGUGGCGCUGACCGGCCUGAGCGUGAUCGUAAUGGUUGUAAUGAUUUUCCAAACCGUAACUCAGGAGCUGAACCUGCGCACACUGAAAUCCCGCAUGUUGGCGAACUCGGCGGAGGUGAAGAGGAGAGAGGACUCCAUCGUGGACAUGAAGAAGAAAAUCCAGGAGAUGAAGACGACGCUGGUGACGGUCAACGCCAACAUAGACGAGCUGAAGAAGAAGAAGGCGGACAGUGAGAAGUCAACGCAGGAGUUCGACACAAAUCUGCAGACCUGUCACAAGGAGAAGGAAGAUGCAGAGACGAAGAAGACGGAAAAGGUAGAGGCCAUGGCUAAACUCAAAGCUGAUCACGAGGAGGCCAAAAAGAAGGCCGAGGUGGACAUUCAGAACUUGAAACAACAGAUUUUGGAUAGAGACAAAGCUAUUUGUGCCUUUGCAGACACAACCAAGGAGGAAGCAAGGAAGUUGUGUGGAAUCGCUGAAGCUCCGCAAUAAAGUUAACCCAGAAACACUCAUUGACUGUGAACUGUUCAGUAAAGAACCUCGCCAUGCAAACCAGGAUAGAUUUAGUAAUGUCACUGAUGUGAGUACAGCUCUGUUUGUUUCCUGUGAGAGAAUAAACUGUUUAUUUAAAGAAAAAAAAAAGCUGGCAUUUAUUCAUUGGACAAAUGACACAAAGAUCGGGAGUGGGAACUUAUGUUGCAUAGUUUUAUAUCAUUUUGUAAUGUUAUUGUGUUGGUUGGGUCGAUCUUCGUAUGCCUUUUGUAUCUAUAAAACACUUUGAGAUAUACUUGUAAUUAUUACAGCCUUUGCAAGUAAAUGUCACCUUCCCCUGAUUGAAACAUUGUGUAGCACCAAAGAACUGCGUUUGUGUUGCCCUGCCCUCUGAUGAAACCAGUGACUACCAGCAACCACAAUAUUAUGUGGCAUCUGUUUGAUCUCUGAGGUCGUGCGUGUGUGUCUGUGCAUGUGUGUGUGUGUUAACAAAUAUCCUGCGUCAAGUUGAACAAUAUGCUUAUGCUUCAUGGAAAUGCAAAUGAAACGUGCAUGGGAAAAUGUUAUCUCAUUAAAACAGUGCAAGCCACAGUGAUCCAAAACUGACCCACGGUAUCCGGUGUUUGAAAUAUUGCCUGACCAAUGAGCUUUGUGGUGCUUUGUGCUGAGUUAGAGAGCUCUUUGUACUCAUGGGAAAAUAAAUGUUAUUUGCACACAUUUAUGACACAGGAUGACAGUUCACUGGCAUGUUCCUCUACCUCCCCCUGGUGUCGAACCAAAGACUACACCAACUUUCAGUCAUGACACACAUCAACCACAUAUGCAUAGUCUGGCUCCUAUUCUGUUCCUCUUCAGCUUAAUUUAUAAAUUCUACGUUUCAGUCUUGGUGCAGCCAGUCUGUCUGGUUUGAGUCCAAGCCCUAUUUGUUGGCCACCAUCUGAAAUAGCUGCCAUUUCUGAUAAACAAUACAUCUUUAAUCGGUAAUUAGCAGUUUCACAGCUGUUUAAAAGGCCAAUGCGCUUAAGUUAGCCAGGAAACAACAUGUGGCUGUGUCCUCCACAGUCAUAUUUAGCUUAAGGUGUCGCUGAGUGAAACGGUUACUUCAUGAAAUUUGAGAGAUGUGGUCACUGAAUGCAUUUUGCUGUUGUUCUGACUGUGUAAAGGGAACUCUGAAGGACUGUGUGUAACCAGAUGAGAAACAAAGUGAUAAUAAAGAAGAUUAUUGCCAU